Molecule: messenger RNA, 609 nt
Organism: Ylistrum balloti
Lineage: Eukaryota; Metazoa; Mollusca; Bivalvia; Pectinida; Pectinidae
Product: small ribosomal subunit protein uS4-like
Exons: 1
Coding region: 1-609 (202 amino acids)
Biological process (GO): positive regulation of translational fidelity; translation
Cellular component (GO): small ribosomal subunit
Molecular function (GO): structural constituent of ribosome; rRNA binding
Source: RefSeq, a predicted model, not a curated record
AUGGCAAGAAUUUUACAAGCAAAAGGAAAAAUAGUAAGAAGGUUUGGUAUCAAUAUCUUUGGUAAUCCAAAAUACGAUAAAUUACUCAAACGAAAACCAGCUCCACCAGGAGAAUUACGUCAAAGACGCCCACGCCAGACUGAAUUUGGACGCCAGCUUUUGGAAAAGCAAAAGCUUAAAUUUAGCUAUGGUGUUUCCGAGAGACAGUUACGCAAUAUAUUCAAAAAAGCAAAGGUUAUGGGGGGUGUAACAGGCUAUAACCUACUCUUACUGUUAGAGAGAAGGCUUGAUAACGUUGUAUAUAAAGCUGGGUUUGCAAGCAGUAGAAAUCAGGCACGGCAGUUUGUAUCUCAUGGUCAUAUUCUCUACAACAACAAAAGAGUAACCAUACCCUCCAUAAAUGUGAAAGUGGGAGAUAAGAUAGAGGUAAUAGACAAGAAAGGUUCCGUAGUCCUUAUUCGUCGUUGGCUUACUGAAAAUAGCGCUCGAGCUGUGCCAGAGUGGUUAAAACGUGAGGAAUUAAAUGUAGAAGUAACUAUGUACCCGACACGUGAUAUGAUACCAUCAGUAGCAGAAGAGCAGCAAAUUGUGGAAUUCUUUUCCAAAUAG